Messenger RNA from Durio zibethinus, 1223 nucleotides. Its product is annotated as chaperone protein dnaJ 11, chloroplastic-like. Lineage: Eukaryota; Viridiplantae; Streptophyta; Magnoliopsida; Malvales; Malvaceae. The record is from RefSeq and is a predicted model, not a curated record.
UGGAUCACAUCUAAGUCCGGCCACUUGAUUUAUGUAAAAACAGCCACCUUCACAAGAAAAGAAGGCAACUUAAAGUCAAGUUCAUGAGCGAAAUUUUCAAUUACUGGCGUAUACUAUGAAUAUGGUCUGUGAUUAGACUAGAAAAUAAGAAAAGUCUCGGCAGAUCAAAAAAUAUCGGAGAAAAUUUUCCCUAACGUGUUCUUGAAUUUUUGCUCCAGGAAAACUUGAUGGAAUCCCAUGUGAAACAAUUGUUUUCCAAUUCCAAUGAUGGAAGCUUGCAAAUUACUACUAUGUACCCUAAGUUUCAUGCGUUUAUGGGACCGAGAUGGUCCAGAUGGAGGUGGGACUGGGACUAAUCACUAAAAAGCGUAAGCCUAUCCACGUGAACAUUCAGCUGACUCAGCAAAGAGAGCAGCAUUUGGAUAAGGAUUUAUAAUCGAUUAUGGUUCAUGUUCCACUUGUUACAUUUCUUCACCUCUAUAUAUUAAUCCCUCAUCCCUUCAAAUCUUUGUUACCUCAAAAUCCUCAGCUUUCCUCCGUUUAAAUUUUGGUCUUAUCUCCAGUCCAAAGCCAUUCCUUUGAAUAUUCUUCAGAAUAACCUGAAAGAGAGCCUAAAAAGAAAAACUUAACCCAAGUGUAUAUCUUGGAACAGAAUGGCUUCAUCAACAUCAUUGUACGAGGUUCUUGGGAUUCCAGUGAGCGCAAACGGGAAUGAAAUCAAGGCAGCCUAUAGGAGACUAGCAAGAACGUGUCAUCCUGAUGUUGUGUCAAUGAAUCAGAAAGAAAUGUCAGCUGGUCAAUUUAUGAAAAUCCAUGAAGCAUAUUCGACGCUAUCAGAUCCAGAUAAACGUGCAGUUUAUGACAGGAAUCUUUACAGGCAGAACCGCCCAUUUCAUUCCUUUGCUCACACAUCUACAACAAUGGCAGCGGCAGCAGCUUCUUCAUCGGGGUUUUCUAGUUAUAGUAGCCGUAGGAAUUGGGAGACUGAUCAAUGUUGGUAGUUUGUGAAAUUAAUGUACCAAUCCGCGAAGGGGACGAUAGGCUUAACUUUUAAGUAGUUUAUGAGCUAAGCAGCCUUUUUUGUUCUCUUUUGGGAAGAACAGAAGCAAUACUUAUGAGUAUUACUUCUUAUUUUAUCUGCUGUGAUGUCAACCGGAAAACUAUCUGUUAGUUCGAUUGGGUUCCAGAGUUCAGGUUCUCCAAGUUCAUGUUCUCCAAUAAUA